Molecule: messenger RNA, 858 nt
Organism: Peronospora matthiolae
Lineage: Eukaryota; Oomycota; Peronosporomycetes; Peronosporales; Peronosporaceae
Source: the annotation of a GenBank genome assembly
AUGUCGGAGCGAGCAGGACGACUUUCCAGUCUGCAGAAUGGCGCCGUGGGCUCUCUUGCCGGCAUGAUCGAAGUGGUACUGCAGCAGCCAACGGUAGCCAUGAAGAACGCAGUACAGCAAGGCCGCCCCAUCCACUGGUCCCCAUUGGCGCUCUAUCGUGGCGUUGGCGUCUCGCUUGUAUCAAUUGCGCCGGUAAGCGCGCUGCAGUUCGCAGUCAACGGCCGUCUGCUGCGUGACUCAACAGAAGAGACAGGAGCGCCUUCGGACUCGGCCAAGUUGCUCUGUGGCACGUUGUCAGGUAUCUCGUCGGCGCCGCUCAGCGCAUCCGCGGAGCUCGUCAUGACGCUGCAGCAAAACAAUGGCAAGAGCUUUGGCGCUACUGUCAAGGAGGUGGCACGGACGCACGGGGUCGUGCGACUGCUUAGGGGUGUGACUGCCACGGCCAUACGAGACGCCACGUGGUGUGCGGGAUACUUGGCGCUAGGCCCAGUGUUGACGCACAGGAUGCACACGCUUAGUCCAUCGACGUUCGGUCAUGUGGACACCGCUACCAAGUCGCAGAAGACGUCGGCCUCGCUCGUCGGAUGCGUUGCUGCCGGUCUCCUUACUGUGGUGGCCACGCAGCCUGUGGACACGGUCAAGACUGUCAUGCAGGGUGAAGCCAUGAUGGUGGCGUCUGAUCAGGCCCCUAGCACUUUCGCCACAGCUAUUCGUAUCUACCGCGAAGGAGGUUUGUCACGAUUCUAUCGCGGCAUUGUCCCUAGGGGAUGCCGCUUAGUUGGUGCGGUCUUUAUCCUGGGUCAGUCACGCGUCUGGCUCGAGGAGGUCUUUGAAGACCAUGCAUUGCUCAAGUUCUAG